AUGUAUGAUGCCCUACAAUUUCCCGAGGAGGUCAAGGUCAAAUUGGCGGUUCCUAUGCUCAAAGGAAAUGCUAAGUUCUGGUGGAUAGCUAUGAAGGCUGCUGUUCAAGGAAAUGGCGAACAACUGACAUGGGAGGAAUUUAAAGGUAAAUUUUACAACCAAUACUUUCCUCAGUCAGUGAGAUUGGUGAAGCAGAACGAAUUCUUGACCCUGAAACAGACCGAGAAUAUGACAGUAUUGGAAUAUGCCAGCAAGUUUAAUGAAUUGGGCAGGUUUUGUCCUCAGUUCAUGGAGGAAGAGAUAAGUAAAGCUAAUAGGUUUGAACAAGGCCUGAGAUAUGGGAUCAGGUCUAGGUUGGCUGUUCUGCUUUUCACUAGUUACCAGGAUGUAUUGGAAAAGGCUCUAAAAUUAGAAGCCGAAUUGAAGAGAUCAGAAAAAGAAAGAAGUGACCAGAAGAGACCCAAGAUGACAGAAAGUCUGAGUGACAGGCCACAGAACCUUGAAAGUAGUACAAAUAAGAAGAAGAGGUUUGAGGUCUGUACCUACUGUGGCAAGACUCAUGGGGGGCCUUGUUUUAAGAAGAUGGGAGUCUGCUUCAUUUGUGGUCAACAUGGACAUUUGGCACGGGACUGUCCAAAUAAAAAGAAGAACGACUCGGAACCUACUGAAUUGGGAGCUCAGCUUUUGCAUUGA
Molecule: messenger RNA, 693 nt
Organism: Phoenix dactylifera (date palm)
Lineage: Eukaryota; Viridiplantae; Streptophyta; Magnoliopsida; Arecales; Arecaceae
Source: RefSeq, a predicted model, not a curated record